UGCCCCGUGCAGCAGGCAGCGUUGCUCUACCUGCGGGAUUUCAGGCAGCUUAAUAAAGAGAUUCGAAUCGACGACGUCCUCCGCGCGCCUCCGUCGGGGACGCACGUGAGUAGCACCUCGCGGCGGCGCGCAGGCGACUUGGGGGAACUCUCGUCCAAGUGCAGCGGCGUCUCCAUGGGAAAUGAAUGUGACCGGGAAGCAGCAACCCGAGCUGAUCGAGCGACCCGCCAGCCUCCCGGUUCCAACUUCGACAAAAUCCGGAAUUGCUUUGCUGUACAACGAGGAGACCAACAACACCUACGACGUCUGCCUGAAACUGACCAAAGAGCUGCUGACCAUCCAGAAGCUGGACGUGGUUUGCACGAGUGGAAGCGAGUCCCCGGCAAAUCACAGAACGGUUGUACUGCGAAGACAGGCGGCUGGCGGUCUGGGCCUCAGCAUCAAAGGCGGUGCAGAGCACAACGUGCCCGUGGUCAUUUCAAAGAUCUUUAAAGAUCAAGUAGCGGACCGGACGGGGAAGCUGUUCGUCGGGGACGCCGUGCUGCAGGUCAACGGCAUAAACGUGGAGCCCUGCACGCACAAGGAAGUUGUUCACCUCCUGCGCACCGCCGGCGACGAGGUCACCGUCACCGUGCGCUACCUGCGGGAAGUUCCGUCGUUCCUGAAACUGCCUCUAGGCUCUCCGGGGCCGUCCACCGAUCACAGCCGAGUGUCCUCGCCGCUCUUCGACAGCGGCGUACAUCUCAAUGGAAACGGAAACAACACAGCUCCGUCGCCCCCUCCGCCCCCGGCCGAUAAGCCCAGGUACGAGAAGCGCUGGCUGGAUGCCGUCCCGCUGCCCUUGCUGAUGGCCAGAGUCUCCAGAUGCAAAGCUGCCACAGAUCAAUUAAGGUCCAACUGUUUAGACGUCUUCGCCUUGGACGGAGCCUCCACCAAUAUUCUCCAAUUUUGCACGGCUGCAGAGAGCACCGACUGGCUCCAAGCAAUAUCGACCAACAUCAACGAGUUGACACAGGAGAACAUAAAGAUGAUCAACAAAUACUGCCCUUCAGACGAUCAGACCGUUCACAUGGGCUGGACAUGUGGGAGCCCCGAGGGCGGCGCCGCUGGAAGAGCUUCGGCCUUCAAGUUCCUGGCACUGAGAGGACCACAUUUUUACAUCUUCAGGAGCCCCCCGAUCAGUGCGGCUGACUGGGGACAAGCUGAAACAACAUACAACCUCUACGAGGUUCUUUUCAAGGUCCACAAGUAUCUGGUGUCCCAGCUGUGGAUGGCGGAGGAUUGCUGGCUGCAGGCGCGGCUCUACUUGGGGCUGGAGCAUUCGCCGGAGCAGCGGGACAACGAGUCGCUGUGCUUCAGCAUCCUGGUCGGCCACGGCCAGAGCCACACCUUCAGGGUGGAGCUGGCCUCGGACCUGGCCACCUGGGAGAAGUCCUUCCAGAGGGCCGUCUUCUGGGAGGUGCAGCGAAUACGGUCCAAGAGCUACAUGUGCAGCAGCCAGGGGAGCGUGCUGAGCUUCACCGUCGACUUCGGAUCGGGCUUCUCCUGCGCAGAAGGCUCCUCAAAGACGGCGCUGUGGCGAUACAAGUUCUCCCAACUCAAAGGCUCCUCUGAUGACGGGAAAACCAGGGUGAAACUCCUUUUCAAGAACGCCGAGAGCAACCAAAUAGAGAUGAAGGAGCUGGAGUUUGCUAAUCUAACAGCCGUCCUUCACUGUAUACAUUCUUUUAUUGCUGCCAAAGUGGCCUCCGUGGACCCUCUGUUUGUGUGCAGUCACGGCCUCCCUGGACACACAUGAGCUCUUCUCCUCCUGUGCACAUCGCCCCUGUUUCAGAGCCAGUUGAUACGUGCAUCCUGUUCUCGCUAUUUUUGUACGGACUACCGAAUAAUAAAACAUAUUUGUAAAAAACUGUAAAAGUAGAUAAUGUUAAUGAGUUGAUUGAUUGCAAUGUAUGAACAGUUUUAUUCCUUUCCUUGACUUGAUGUUUUUUUUGUUUGUUUUUUCUCACUCGUGACAAACUGGAAUCUCCGUGGUUACGCUUUCUGUGCUGCCAUAUGGUGAAGAAACCGGCAUACGCUCGACGCCGCGAGUCGCCGAGCAAAGAAGCUGCCACUAUUUUUAGCAGGUAACCUCGAACGCCGAGGCCCGACCGACGUACACUUUGAACAGACGCCGUGAGUCUGGAGCCUCGCAGGGGUUCUCUUUACUCAAAACUCACAGCGGGACCGUAAUGAAAAAGCUAACCUUUCUGUUUCCAGUUCCUCCGGUUUGCUCUACAUUCUUUUCAUGUCUGAACACAAACGCAACACAAACGCAGUCUCAUAAGCCUCCAAACACCCACUGGAUUUAUUCAACACAUCUCUGAUCAACCUGUGUGAUGUUUGUGCUAUUGUGACCAUCUCUUCUCAACCGAAUAAAGGAGUUUCUGAUCUCUCCA
Molecule: messenger RNA, 2438 nt
Organism: Gasterosteus aculeatus aculeatus (three-spined stickleback)
Lineage: Eukaryota; Metazoa; Chordata; Actinopteri; Perciformes; Gasterosteidae
Source: RefSeq, a predicted model, not a curated record